Lethenteron reissneri (Far Eastern brook lamprey) is the source of this 4746-nucleotide messenger RNA. RefSeq names its product follistatin-A-like. Gene Ontology annotation, biological process: cell differentiation; multicellular organism development; regulation of BMP signaling pathway. NCBI's taxonomy places the organism in Eukaryota, Metazoa, Chordata, Hyperoartia, Petromyzontiformes, Petromyzontidae. Gene Ontology annotation, molecular function: protein binding; activin binding. Gene Ontology annotation, cellular component: extracellular region. The record is from RefSeq and is a predicted model, not a curated record.
GUCUCAGAGCUUCUCUCGGUGUCCACCUCGCUGCCGUGUUUGUGUUUCCCUCUUGGAGUUGUUAAUUUUUUUCCAACAAUUUCCACUGCCUGGUCGGGCCCCACAAUCACCACCACCACAACAACCACCGCCACCAACCACCAAUGGCUCCGGGAGCUGUAGAAUCGUUGAGAGGGUGGCUGGUAUUAGGGACGAUCGUCUUGCUCCAUGUGUUGUCCCACAACUCCUCACAAGCAGGUAACUGCUGGCUGCAGCAGACACGCGCCGGGCGGUGCAAGGAGCUGUUGCGUGCGGGCGUGUCGCGGGACGAGUGUUGCCGCGCUAGCGGGCCCGGCGCCGGCUUCACGGCGGGCGACCCCUCCUCGGCCACGCUCUUCCGCUGGCUCGCGCUCACCGGCGGGGCGCCCAACUGCACGCCCUGCAGAGAGUCGUGCGAGGGUGUAGAGUGCGCGCCAGGCAAGAGGUGCCGCAUGAAUCGGCGCAACCGUCCGCGCUGUGUGUGCGCGCCCGACUGCCGAGAGGCGCGCCGGGGGCCCGUGUGUGGCUCGGACGGCCGCUCCUACCGGGACGAGUGCGCCGUGCUACGUGCGCGGUGCCGCGCGCAGCCCUCGCUCUCGGUGCAGUACAACGGCAGCUGCCGCAAGACGUGCGAGGGUGUGCCAUGCCCCGCCGGCAUGGAGUGUGUCCUGGAUCAGCUGAAUGGCGCCCACUGCGUGCGGUGUGGGCAGAGCCCAUGCGGCGCAACCGCCAUCUCCUCAUCCUCGGGGGGCCCCCUGUGCGGCCGCAACGGUGUUACCUACGCCAGCGCCUGUCACCUGCGCCGUGCCACCUGUGCACAGGGCCGCUCCAUUGGCGUGGCACACUACGGACACUGCGCCGGGCCGCCCACCUGCCAUGACGGUUCGGCGUGCGAGGCCGGUAAGCGGUGCGUGAGGGACCCGCGCACCGGCGCUGCCGCGCGCUGCCUGCAGUGCAACACAAUCUGCCGCACGUCCGAGCGCCGUGCCCCCGUGUGCGGCUCCGACAACACCACGUACCAGGACCGGUGCGUGCUGCGUGCUGCCGCCUGCUCCGACGGCCUCUUCAUCGAGGUGAAGCACUUGGGACGCUGCCGCUACGCCCCAGCGGAGGAGGGAGAAGCUGGCGACGCGGAGGGCAUGGAUGGCAAUGCUUUUCCCGGCUCGGCCAUGAUGAACUACCGGUAGCCUCUCGGCGCCCCCCCCCCCCCACGCACAACUCUCCGGUCACUGCUAUUGCAUGUUUCACGUCGUGUGUAUGUGUGCGCGCUCGUGUGAAGUUUUUAUUUUAAUUUAUAUGAGUAUUUAUGGGGGUCGUUGUGGGCGAGGGAGGUGAGGGUCUGAGAGACGACAGAAGGGACGCGGCGGUCCUACGACCACGGCGCUUCACGUGGGCAAGGCCGCCACCGGGGUCCAUGGCAAAUCUGUCUGGGCGAAGCGAGACGAAGGACAACCGCCCGCCCGCCCCUACAAGGCGAGAGGCAUCGCCUCUCUUUGUAACCCGUGCAGUGUUUUAUUUAUUUAGCCAGGCGAGAACCCCGUUCUCUCUUUGACGAGGGAGACCCGGGGCAUGCGUAGCUAUAUGUAGCGAGAGAGAUAAAAAAAAAACAUACAAAGGAGCCACAAUAUUUGUAUACAGUAUGUCCUUUUUUGAAGUGGCCCAAGAUGCUUUUUUUUUACCAGACUCGUAAUGCACAAUUGCCCUUGCUUACAAAUAAUUUCACGGAUACGUUCGUUUACCAAUGCUUCAACGGAAUCUACACAGGGGACUGCUUUAGACAAUUUGCAGAAGAAUCCAGACUCGCCCCAGGAAUCCGAUGAGCUAUGAAGCUCUUUUUCACACAAGAUGUCAAACAAGGGGUGGGUUAGCAAGUUACAACAACAAAUACAAAAAUAACGAUAGAGUGCGAAGUAGAGAAAAGGUUUAACACAUAGGAGGCGUUCACGACGAUAGUAUCCAUAAUAGAGGUUUUUGGGUUAGAUCGCGAAAAUAUGAAUGUCUCGGUGUGCUGUACGAGUAACGAAUUGGCAUGUUUUGUUUACGUGACAAAGCUUACUAUUUGGAUGUGUCGGGUGGUGGCGGGUUUAAUGACAUUCAUAUUUACGAGAUCUAACCCAAAAACCUAUAUUAUAGAGAAAAUGUAAGCAAGUAACUCUAAAUAAAUUAAUUAACAAAAGCUAUGGGGCUGCCGCAGUGUAAGGGUCAGCUCAAUAGACUUGCAUUCCAGAGGCAUGAGUUCAAUUCCAUCUGCCGCCGUGGCAGUUGCGACGAUUGGGCAUGUUUCUAGAAUCCCUACCCUACCCCCGCCCAGCCAGUUGAUCGGCAGGUCGCACGUGAUGCGGCGCAGUGUGGGUAAUCGCCCACCUCUUCCAACACGUUUGGUCAAUAUGGAAGAGUGGAACAGAUGUAUAUGUAUGUCUUUUGAACUUCUUUCGCACCGUACGUAGCCAACCGUUCAAAUCGGAGGUGCCGGGGCAGGACAACAAACGAAACACAAAAAGCAGUUCGAAAGAAAUUAGUUUUCAAUCUCGAUUUAAAAGUGGCAUAGCUCCAGUGGCUUCCUAAUAUCGAAAGGAAGAGCGUUCUAGACGGCCCCAGAAGCACAUGAAAGUGCAGCGCGAUGCGGUGAACAUUUCUAUUCGAUGGUUAGCCAAAACAAAUACCCCCUCGAGCUCGUUUCUAGCAGAGGCCUUUCUGCCAGCAGUGGUAUUGGCAGAAAUUUGCUGGGCCGCACCUUUACCUUUGACAACACAAAGCGACUGUUUGUGCUCUGUAACGGAUGUUUUUAGCAUUUUAGCAUUUCAACAUUUCUCCACAUUAAGCAUGCGUUAAGUAACACGUGUAUGCAUGUUGAACUUCUUUUGCACCGUACGUAGCCAACCAUGCUAAUCGUAAGCAGUAGUGAUAUUAAUUUGAGGGAGGGGGGGUUGUAUACUCCAUGGUGGGUGGGCUUUUUGAAUUUCAAUGUAAUUUUGUCCUUGAGCCCUCGUCUAUCAUUCCAGCAGUUGACGGAGCGUGGCGCGUACCGGCACGGUCCCCCUCGCGCGCGCCUUUGACGCCACGCCGCCGUGCUGACACAUUUGUGACUGCUCUGUUAAGCCUGACUCAGGGUGGUGGGGAUUCGUCAUCAGUGGCCGUGGACUGCAAACCCGGGAGGUUUCACUUUGGCUAAUGACUCAUCGUCAUUGGCGUCGUCAGGAGAAGGUCGUGGAGCGUUGAGAAUUAUGGAUAAACUACCAUCCCCUCUCCCACAUGUUCGGUGAAGAUAAUGAUGAUGGUUAUGAUGAUGAUUUUGACGAUGAUGACGAUGAUGAUUUUGACAAUUAUGACGAUGAUGAUGGUGAUGAUAACAAUGAUGAUUAUAAUGAUGACAGUGAUGAUACAAAAUAUGACAAUUGCACUGCGAGUUUAGUGUAUAAUUACUGUUAUAUGUAAUUACAAUUCACUUUUUGUUUCAAACAAAUGUUUCACCCGUUGUCACGUGUUUAGGCAUUCCAUAUCUGAAAUGACACUAGAUGUCGGUGAUCGUGGUAAUAACAGUGAUCUUAUGUUGGUUGUCACUGUGGUGGUGGGGGUAAUAGUGAUCGUAGGGAGCAGUGGCACAGCGGUUACCGUGCCGCGCUAUGAAUCUUGUGAACCUAGUUCGAUUCACACUCAUGGCCAACACCAGUGAUGAUUAUCUGAACCGGUCCUGGGCCUCCCCUAGAUUAACUUAGCCUCAAAUGAGUACGUGGUGCGGUGUGUAAACAUCGCGACUCAGGAGACAAAUGUGGUCGGGCAUGGUGCUGGCCACCCAUCCUCCCGUGUGCUGUUCCGGCCUUCAUAUGUGCUCGCUAACAGCACUUGCCCCAAAAGUUUGUUAAGGCCAUAUGGGGGAUUUUUGUCUUUGAUGGUUUGGAUGAUGGUGAUUAAUUAAUUUACAUGGUUCAUGACCUUUCACGUCCAACACUUUUCCUCCCAUUACCAUACAGAAUUACAUAUCGGGCGGAUUGCAAGUUGUGAGUUCAAAUCCUCGUUAGGGGGGUGUCGACUCAGCCCAUCAUCCGUCUGGGGUCGAUAAAGUGAGUACCACUGGUGGGGAAGUCAACAGUGGUUGUUCUGUAGGUGAGUUUCCCCCGCGUAUGAACGUAGAAUUGCCACCACUGGCUCUACAGGGCUGUAAACAGGAGAUGAGCACCCAAUGCCUCAGUGAUAAUUUGAGCAGUGGCAGCUCACUGACCCGUCUUGAAUGCACAUCAAGGGUGAAUGGUAAGAAAAGCGCCGCUGUCAUUGCCAGCCAUGGCACUCGCCAGGGCCGAAGCCUUUGGAGGUUCUGGGGAUGGCCCUACACAGCCAGAUGUCCCUUUGGCACCACCCAAGUUCACUCUCCUCCUUAGCUGUACGAUCUCAUACCCCCCUCCCCCUCGCCGCUUCCCAUACAAGAGAACCUGGGGCCUGGUACCCACAACGAUGCAAAUUGUGAACACCAGAAUGAUGGUGGCAGGGAAUGGGGCUGGUAAAGACGAUGGUGAGGGUGGUAACGUACAUUUAUUAUUUUAAAUAAAUAAUUAUUGUCUAAUAAAAUUAUCGUAUGAAUAUUGAAAGACGAUCAAGAAAGUAUCUUGUAAUUGCUCGCUACGGUGCGGCUCUGAGUAAUGUAAUUGUGAGGUAUAUAGAAAAGAUCGCAUUGUGAGUGCGAUAUUAAAAUCAAUAAAUCUCACCUGUAUCUGAUCUCUAGCUUGCAUUAAU